Klebsormidium nitens is the source of this 2496-nucleotide messenger RNA. NCBI's taxonomy places the organism in Eukaryota, Viridiplantae, Streptophyta, Klebsormidiophyceae, Klebsormidiales, Klebsormidiaceae. The record is from the annotation of a GenBank genome assembly.
UAUUUGUCCCUGGAUUUUGGCACUUUUAUUACUGGCCCUGGGGCGCUGCGGGGGCGCUGCCAUGUCUUCAGCUCGGGCAGAAGUUUAUACUGCAGACACACUUUCCUCACCAGCAUUCCAGUCGCAGUGCAGACCUCUUGUUGUAGAGCUGCAAGGGCUUUGGCUCAUGAACUUGAGAAGCAGGAGCUAUAAGCUGAUGUAGCUUUAGCUACAUGCAAUAAGUGUAUUCCACCAGUCAUGCUCAACCGCAGGCGCAGCAGUUCUUAUGGGAGCUCUGACUUCCUCGCUGCCAUGGCAGCUGAAAGCGGUGGCAAAAUCCCGGCGCCGGGUUAUAGCCUAUGGGACCGGAGCAUGCGCUUACGCCUUGAGGGCGCUCUCUGCGUGUUUCUCUGCUUGGCACUGGCCGGUGGCUUAUGGAGCAUCAUGACCUUCUCUUAUGGGCAGGACGGCAUUCUGUCUGGGUUCCAUACUGGAGGGGCGCCCUUUGAGGUUGGCGGGGACAAUGCAUUCUUCAGGCGCUUUGCAAAGGCCUCAGAACCGGAAGAAGAUUCACAUACACAAGCCGAAGACACCUGGUUUGAAGAUAUCAAGUUCAUAAGCGAGCGGACGGGGCCAAAGGCUAUAAUCAAAGCGGCGGCUGCCACUGCAGUAGAUUCGAAAACCAACGUGUCGCUGAUCAGUGCCUUUCUAGACAAGGGAGUGGUCAACCCAGACUCAAGGGUUAGCCGAAUCAUAGUUAACGCGGCUGUGCAAUCAGGACAGCGGUAUCCCCAGAAUUGGGAGUGUCUCAUCUGCCGAUCAGGGCCGCUUGAGAAGGACGGUCGAUGGGGCCCUGACUUCAUCUGGGGGAGCGUGGCGCCCCUACUAAAACCUGGGGUACUUGACCCCCCUCGCCGGAAGGUGUUCCAAGACAGAGACGGAUUUGGCAUUGAGGAGGGGGAUUUAGAUGAGGAAGACGAGGACGCCUCACCUCAGCAAAUGGGGGGGCAAGCUGGUGGAGGGGGAGGGGAAUUUGUGCUGAAUUGCUGGAAGAGCAAGGGCGUCGAAAUGCACGUGGAUUGGGGGGAUAUGAGCGGGAAGCCGUCGCUUGCGAUGCAGUGGCACUGUUUGCUGGCGGAAGGUGACGACGGGUUUGAUCUUCAGUUGGCGGCGGUUGUGCGCCCGGGCGAUAAGGAGAGCAUCGAGCGGGUGCUCUUUCCUGAGGGGAGAAGAGACCUGCGGCGCUUUGUGGCUGUCGACCAGGCGCAGGGACGGGUGGUUCCGAGGGUUGCGAAUAUUGUGAGGCGAGCGCUUUUGAGUGAGGGGGGGAAAGAGAGUGAGGGAUUCUUGAAGGGGGAAGUGUUGAACGAGGCAGUGUCGGAAGGGGUUGCGAAAGUGGCGAAGUCUCGCGGACGGAGUCUGCUGGAAAGUGGGAAGAACGCUGCUUCCUGGCAGAACUCCCAUUUGCAAAAUUGUUUUGGUGAGGAGCAGAGUCGCAAAAGGAAAGGGGCCCAUUUUGGGGGGGUGGAUGCAGAGGUUUUUUGGUGGGGGGACGGCGAAAAGAAGCGCCGAGCGCUGCUCCAGGCAGAGGAAAAGGUUUCGACGCGCUGGGUGCGAAAAUGGGAAGCAGAAGGGAGGCGCGCUAUCGCAAACAUCACCGUAUGCACAGGGCCGCUAUACGGCGACCACCACGAAAUGCUUGCGGAGUGGGUAGCGUUCAACCUCCUCAUGGGGGCGAACAAAGUGCGAGUUUACUACGUAGCAAAAGGGGUGUCACCAAAGGUGAUUCCGGUUUUGGAAUACUUCGCAAGGGGGGGUCAGCUGGAGUACUUCGAGUGGCACCCCCCUCAGGUAGCGGCUUUCAACAACGGGCAGAACAUGUUCUACCAUGACUGCUACUACCGGAGCGCUGCUGAUUCGGACUACGUCCUUUUCACCGACGUAGACGAGUUUCUGGCCCCGUCCCACGUAGUGUAUGACACGUGGCACGACGCCCUGGACCCGUACUUUAAGACGCCCAAAAUUGGAGCGCUCCAUUUCCAGAGCUGGUUUUACCACCUCCAGUGUCCGGUCCACGGCCCCUCCAUCCGCUCCGAACUGGUCACCGCCUCAGUCCCCGGGCGGCGCUCGGAGCCCGUACCCAAAUCCGAGCGCACCAAAUACAUGGUCCAAGUCGGCGCUGCGCGCUGGCUGGGCUUGCAUUCCCUCGACGAAGAUAGCGGUUUGAAUCCGGGUUUUUUGCGGAAGGACGUAAGCACGGGCUUAAUGCAUGUCCGGCAUUACUCCGAUGAUAUGCAUACGGAGGAUUGUUCUCCGACCACGAUCAAGAAGAGUAAAAAGGACCGGGGUAUGGACCAUAGCAUGCUGCGCUUUCAGGAUAAGCUAUAUGCCAGAGUGCGCGCAGCGCUCGCGUUUGCAGAUAGGAUGUUUGAGGCGGAUCAACGGACUUGAGUGUCGCGGCUCGGCAUCUGCGAGAACAAGAAAAUGUAUCAUUAUUACGAUAAGUGUCACCAAGAG